GAUAUUGAGCGCUUCAGAGAGGAGUUUGUAAAGAUAUGCAGAAAGGAGGUAAAAGUGCCUGCAAUGACCAUCAUGAAUGACAUCUCUAUUGCCAAGUCUGCACCGAAUGAGAAUACCGUUUCAAAAUUGCAGGAUUUCAUGUUCAGCGAAGAGCUCUUCAGAUACUGCACCUUACCUCAGAUCGUAAAAUACGUCGAAUGCUUCACCGGCCCCGACAUCAUGGCUAUGCACACCAUGUUGAUCAAUAAACCCCCCGAUACAGGCAAGAAAACCUCUCGCCAUCCAUUGCAUCAGGAUCUCCAUUACUUCCCCUUCCGGCCUGCUGACCGAAUCGUCUGCGCCUGGACCGCAAUGGAAAAGGUGGAUCGGUCAAACGGAUGCCUAGUUGUGUUGCCAGGGACUCACAAGGGCUGCCUGAAGGAGCACAAGUACCCGGAGUGGGAG
Messenger RNA from Notechis scutatus (mainland tiger snake), 444 nucleotides. Lineage: Eukaryota; Metazoa; Chordata; Lepidosauria; Squamata; Elapidae. The record is from RefSeq and is a predicted model, not a curated record.